Alternaria alternata is the source of this 765-nucleotide messenger RNA. RefSeq lists its product as hypothetical. The coding region runs from base 94 to 606 and encodes 170 amino acids. The record is from RefSeq and is a predicted model, not a curated record. The transcript is spliced from 2 exons. NCBI's taxonomy places the organism in Eukaryota, Fungi, Ascomycota, Dothideomycetes, Pleosporales, Pleosporaceae.
GACCCAUUCGGUCCAUAAUCUCCAGUCGUUGGGCCGCACUGACUAGGCUUUAACGCCAAGUGUGCGGCGUCGCGAUGCUCACUAGGCGCACUGAUGUGGAGGCAUACUCUUCGUGUAGUUUCAAUUCGGACAACAGCCGUGCCAGUAGACUAUCUUGUGUCAAUGCUUCUUCUUCAAGCCACAGAGGACUCUCGGAUGAUCUCGGCAAGUUUAAAGGGCGGUUGGAGCUUGGAUUCCAAGAAACUGACCGCUUCUCGGCCAGAAUCCAGUUAUGUCCGUCUUACUCUGAGACAUGACCUGCUGUCAGCCCAUAGUGGACUUCCCUCGACUUUGCGAUGCUGCAGAUGCUUUCGCAAGCAUUACCGCGUUGUCUCUCAGCUCGAGUGCGGCUUUGAACUUCUGGUUCUUCUCAUGGGGUUAUCUUGGCAAGUUUGGGCGGGACCGUUGGAGAGGGAGGGAACUCCUAUACGUCGGGGGUUGUUUAUCGUUUUGUACCGGAAUAACAGAUGGCUGAUAUCUGUUAGCAAGAACAUGCCAGAGAGCACGUUCCAAGCAACUCAAUGCAAACGUGAGACUGGUAGAGCCGGCAACAACAGCUCGCUAUAGACUUUCAAUGCCACAUUUAUCUGAAUCUGACCAGUUGGGCCGUACUACUAUGCUCUUGACAGACGUAGCUGACUGCUCCUUGUAGAAUUCAGGUAAGCAGCGUCCGAAGAGCCCGAAUUGCUUCUGAAAGGGUCGCGCUUGACAAUCCUCGACGUCUCU